AUGGCGUCUAUUACAUUCAGGACUCCAUUGUCCUCUCAGGAACAAGCUCUUUACAACCAAAAAUUCCAUCAAUUGGAUUCUGAAGAUCUUGGGGUGGUCACUGGCGAAGCGGUCAGACCUCUCUUUGCGUCUUCUGGACUUCCAGGGCAAAUACUAUCUCAAGUCUGGGCUAUGGUCGAUAUAGAUAAUAAAGGGUUUUUGAACUUGGAUGAAUUUUCGGCUGCUCUGAGAAUGAUUGCUCAGCUGCAACAGGUUCCCAACCAACCAAUUUCUAGCGUCCUCUAUGAGAAUUUACCAGUACAACUGGCUACCUUCUCUACAGAUUCGAACUCGACUCCUAUGCACACCACUAGCGGAAUUACUAAUGCAAAUGCUACUGAUGUUCCUCCUUUAUCUACCAACGAUAUUGCUAAGUUCUCACAAUUGUUUGAGAGGACAGCAAAGGGUGCUCAAACUGUGGCAGGCGACAAGGCCAAAGACAUUUUCUUAAAGGCAAGAUUGCCAAACCAAACCUUGGGUGAAAUUUGGGCUCUUUGUGAUAGAGAUACUUCAGGGGUGCUUGACAAAUCAGAAUUCAUAAUGGCAAUGUACCUGAUCCAACUUUCUAUGUCUCAUCAUCCAAGUAUGAAUCCAUUCCCAACCGUAUUACCUACUCAGUUAUGGGAUUCUGUUCGAUUGGAAGCUACUAAUGCCAACCAGCAAAAUAGAGCUACCCCCAUAAGUGCCAAUUCUACGGGUGUAUCAUCAUUAACAAGACAAUCCACUAUAUCUCGUCUAUCAUCAGGCGCCUUCAGUAACGCUUCUUCAGACUGGUCUUUGAGUUUUGAAAAGAAACAACAGUUUGAUGCAAUCUUUGACUCCUUAGAUAAACAUCAUGCUGGUUCAUUAAGUUCUGCCUUGUUGGUCCCAUUCUUCUUAUCAUCCAGAUUAAACCAAGAGACACUAGCCACUAUCUGGGAUCUAGCUGACAUUCAUAACAAUGCUGAAUUCACUAAAUUGGAAUUUGCCAUUGCCAUGUUUUUGAUUCAAAAGAAAAAUGCUGGAAUUGAAUUGCCUGAUGUUAUUCCAAAUGAGCUAUUACAAUCUCCUGCACUUGGACUCUACCCACCAAAUCCAUUUCCUCAGCAACAAAGUACACCUCAAAUUGCCGUUCCUUCAAGAGCAAGUAAGCCAUCGUUCCAGGAUAUGCCGCAUCAAAAAUCUGCUCCAAUCAUUAAUACUCAACCAACAGCACCACAAGUUCUUCGCCAAAAUUCAAAUAACGGCUCUUUGAACGAUCUGCUAGCUUUGAACCCUUCAUUUAGCUCUCCUUCUCCAUCAAAAGCACAACCACUGGUCCAAAACAAUACAAACAACAGUUUCUCAUAUGACAAUAACAGUGGCCAGACUGCGCCACAACAACAGCCACAGCAACCUCCACUUUUAUCUCACUCCUCUUCCGGAUUGAAGAAGUUUACUCCAACUUCCAAUUUCGGGCAGAGUAUAAUCAGGGAGGAACCGGAAGAACAAGAACUGCCAAAAGAAACCCAAAGAGCCAUUAGCACUCAACAGCCUCCACCAGUUCCAAAGCAUGCCGCAAGUCCAGUUCAGCGUGCUGCUUCUGUGACUCUUCCACAAGUUCCAAACUUUUCAGGCUUCAGCAUGCCAACAAGCGCUAUCACAGGCGCUGCAGUAGGUACAGCUGCUUUGGGUGCAGCUGCUCUUUCAAGCUCUUCCAAUAAGACUAUCCAGAAUCAUGACUUGUUUGCAGACGGUGAGGCUUCUGCUCAAUUAUCUAGUGCAACCACUGAAAUGGCCAAUCUAUCCAAUCAAGUUAACUCUUUGUCGAAGCAAGCAAGCAUCACCAAUGAAAAGAAAUUAAGAGCCACUCAAGAAUUAAAACGUGUCAAUGAAAUGAAGGAUUCUAUCCAAUCCAAACUAAAUAAUUUACGUUCCAACCAUGAACAGAAUGUCACGCAAACCGAACAGCUUGAAACACAAGUCAGUCAGAUUAAUAAUGAAAACGAAACUCUGAAGCAACAACUAGCCGUUUCAGAAGCCAAUUACCAUGCCGCUGAGUCCAAGUUGAAUGAAUUAACCACCGACUUGCAGGUGUCUCAAACCAAGAACGCGGAAUUGAAAGAGCAAAUUACUAACUUGAAUUCAAUGACUGCAUCUUUACAAUCCCAACUAAAUGAAAAACAACAACAUGUCAAGCAAGAAAGAUCAAUGAUCGAUGUUAACUCUAAACAAUUGGAACUGAACCAAAUUACGGUAGUAAACUUGCAGAAGGAAAUUGAUGGCCUUGGUGAGAAAAUUGGUGUUUACUUAACUAAGCAAAAGGAGCUAAACGAUUAUCAAAAGACUGUCGAAGAGCAGCAUGCUCAACUGCAAAGUAAAUACCAGGAUUUGUCUAAUAAGGACGCUGAUCUAGCAGAUCGUGAAAAACAGUUAGAAGAACGCAACAAACAGAUUGAAGAGCAAGAGAAUCUUUACCAUCAACAUGUUUCCAAAUUGCAAGCAAUGUUUGAUGAUCUUUCUCAAAGAAAGGCAACUUUCGAUAACGCUGACCAAGAGUUGAAGGAGAGAAAUAUUGAAUAUGCCAAUAAUGUAAGGGAGUUAUCUGAAAGACAAAUGAACCUAGCUAUGGGACAACUACCGGACGAUACCAAAGACAUUAUCUCAAAACAUGUUUCUAACAAUGAUACUACAAGUAAAGAAGUGGCCCCAAGAGAAAAUGUACACGAAGACACUGUAUCCGAAUUUGUUGAUACGACGGUUGAGAACUCAAAUUUGAAUGUCAAUCGAGUCAAGGAAGAUGAAGAAAAGACAGAAAGAACCGAAAGCGAUGUAUUUGAUAGAGACGUUCCCACUUUAGGUUCCCAAAGUGAUAAUGAAAAUACUACCACAAAUAAUGGCACCGACUCAGGCACUGAAACAAGAAAUGUUAAUUUGACUGAGACAUUAAGUGACAGAUUCGAUGGUGAUCUGAAUGAAUAUGGUAUUCCAAGAAGUCAGUCAUUAACAUCUUCCAUUGCCAAUAAUGCUCCCCAAUCUGUUAGAGAUGAUGUCGAGUUACCGGAAACACUAGAAGAACGUGAUACUACCAUCAGUAAUGCUGCAAACAGCGACAGAACCGAAAACUUAUCACAUAUUCCCGGCGAAUGGGAAGCUACUCCAGCCACAGCUUCUACAGAUGUUUUGAGCAAUGAAAGUACAGAAGUUAUCGAAAAUGGCAGUACUACUAAGAUGGCAGAUUCUAAUGAAGAUGGUGAAUCUGAGAGUUCUAUUCAAGAAUCACCAAGACUAUCUGCUCAAUCCCUUCCAAAUGGCCAGUCAAAAUCCAAGUCAAUUAAUGAAGAAUUCCCACCAAUUCAGGAAUUACACAUCGAUGAAAGCGAUUCAUCGUCUUCAGAUGAUGAAUUCGAGGAUACUAGAGAAAUUCCUUCUGGUGCAGUGAAGUCCUCUGAAACUCCAUCUAAUCCCCAGGCUUCAUCUGGUUUGUCGGAACAGGGACUACAAAGUCCGCUCCAGGACUAUUCUUUUUCACAUAAUGAGACCAACACUCAGAGAGUGAUUUCACCCUCCAAAGACGAAUUUGAUGACGAAUUUGCAGGGUUGGAGCAAGCAGCGGUAGAAGAAGAUAACGGUGCUGAUUCUGAAUCUGAAUUUGAAAAUGUUGCUAAUACUGGAUCUAUGGAACAAUUUGAAACAAUACACCAUAAAGACUUAGAUGAUGAGUUACAGGCAAAUGCAUUCACAGGGACCUUAACUAGCUCUUCCAAUCCAAGCAUUCCAAAGGAACAGGUUAAACAGCAAUCUACCACUGAUCCUGCUCAAGUAAGCAAUGAUGAAUGGGACGAGAUAUUUGCUGGAUUUGGUAACUCAAAGGCUGAAACAGUCGUCAUACCAGAAUCCACCAUUCCAAAACAUCCAGUCCCAUUAAAGGCCGAUUCUACUAUUGAUUCCGGUAAGCAAACGAAUCCCAUAAUUAACCGAGGUGUUGCUACCACACCAAAGUCCCUAGCCGUUGAAGAACUAAGCGGUAUGGGGUUCACUGAAGAAGAAGCACAUAACGCCUUAGAAAAGUCCAACUGGGAUUUGGAAGCCGCUACGAAUUUCCUGCUUGAUAGCGCUUAG
Molecule: messenger RNA, 4119 nt
Organism: Saccharomyces eubayanus
Lineage: Eukaryota; Fungi; Ascomycota; Saccharomycetes; Saccharomycetales; Saccharomycetaceae
Gene: EDE1
Product: Ede1p
Exons: 1
Coding region: 1-4119 (1372 amino acids)
Biological process (GO): endocytosis; endosomal transport
Cellular component (GO): cytoplasm; plasma membrane
Molecular function (GO): protein binding; calcium ion binding
Source: RefSeq, a predicted model, not a curated record